Messenger RNA from Saccharomycopsis crataegensis, 2388 nucleotides. It is a transcript of the gene RTC5, whose product is annotated as Rtc5p. The transcript has 2 exons. Gene Ontology annotation, cellular component: nucleus. Lineage: Eukaryota; Fungi; Ascomycota; Saccharomycetes; Ascoideales; Saccharomycopsidaceae. Gene Ontology annotation, biological process: response to oxidative stress. Bases 1 to 2388 code for a protein of 795 amino acids. The record is from RefSeq and is a predicted model, not a curated record.
AUGGGACAGGCCGCCAGUUCUUCUGAACCGUCAUCAUCACUAUUGGAGUCUCGUCAUUCAAAGCAACAACCGGUGGGUUAUGUUUCGCAAGCAACCAUCCAGCGAUUAUUCUUGAAAUCAUGUUUGCAUCAAUUUGACUCGUACGAGCUAUAUUGUUUGAAGAAGAACCUUUUGGGAACAGACCAUUCAACAGAAUCUUCGGUUGUUAGUGAUACUGGUGAUUCUUCUUCUUCUUCUUCUAAUAUCCUGGGAGAAUCAAUGAGAAAAUUAAUCCAUAUCGAUACGUUAAACAAGUAUUUCAAAAUCCCCAAAACCACCCCAAUCUAUAACAUUUUCUACAAAUUUCUUAAACAGCUUAGCAUAUUCCCAAUAAUCUCCCCACCAUCGCGGUCACAACCACCAUCAUCGGAUACACCCAGCAACUUUGAGUAUUUUGAACUUGGAGAAAUUAUCAAAAUCAUUGUCCUCCUAACUCCCAAGCGCUCCCAUAUUUUGGGACCACAUUAUGAUAUUGGUAAGCUAGUGUUUAUCACCUUAUCAAUAGUGGGAUUAAAGGAUGGUAUUCAACAAUGUCAAGUUGUUAAUGGUAUGGCAGCAGAUGACGAUGAUGAAGAUGAUAAUGAUGAUUCAGAAACCAUUGAACAACAAUCUACAGAAAAGUCUCGAAAACCUCUUGAACCAACGAACCUGACACAAACCAUCAAAGAAUUCAAUGAAAAAACCGGUGAAGUAAUGAUCAAGUACCCAGUCUACGAACAAAAAAUCACUUGGAGUAGAUUACCAUUGAUCGAGAAGUUUGAUGAUGUGGAUUUCAAAACCCACAAGAUCCCCGCGACCUACUGUCUCAAUUUCUUAACUUUGCUACUAGUGGCGGAAAUCUCGGUGAUUGCCGGUUUAUACGACCCACAACUUGCGAAACUCACCACCAAUGCAAAAGGUACCACCACCAUUAUCAAUUCCUCGGGGAAAAAACCAAGUAAAAUGGAUUUCGGCGACACGAUUUCCAAAAUCGAGGCGUAUCGGAACCAUAAUAUGAACCAGAAGUAUAAUAGCAUCAAGGUGCACGCGUUCCAAUUGAUUAAAUCCAUCGAUUGUACCGUUAAAGAUGGUCAGAAAUUACUCCAAAGAACUUCGACGUUUAACUAUCGACAAUUCCAACGAUUUGUCGACAAGACCGCCCCGUUUAUAUUGCCAAAUCUCCAGAAUUUGUGUUUAUCAUUCACGUAUUUUGUCCAUGAUGUUGGGAGGAUGCCUAAACCAGAAGACCAAUUCCAACAAACGAAAUUGAUGACCUUGGCGAACUUAUCGCAACUUGCCACUUUUUUAUCGCUCACCGAUAGCACACCUUUAACUAAUGAUGGAGGAGGAGAAGAAAAAGAAAAAGAAAAACACCACGGCGAAGAAACCACUGCUAGUGGUACGACCAACUCUGGUAAUUUCAACAUCACCCCAUUUUAUAAUUUCAACAUCAACAAUUGUCGAAACUUAUACCUUGGAAGCAAGUACGGGUUCUCGAUGAAAUCCUUCGAAUAUAAAGUAUUCAAUUGGAACGCCCCAUCAAUAAUGUUGAUCUCGGGUAAAAAAAUCUUGAAUCCUUUAAAGUAUGGCGAUACCAAGAAUUCCAAAUUCCACAAAUUCAACCAAACUUACCCCAAAUUGCUACAACAACAACAACAAAGGCCACCACCACCACCACCACCGCCUCCUCCAUCUGAGGCGGCUUCCCCUUCCGACAAAGUCCUUGGAGAAACCAUGGUUUAUGGAGUCUACAUUUCCAAACCGUGGCGGAAGACCAAUAAACGAUACUUUGGCGAUGAUCGGACAAUGAUUUUCCAACUCUCGCCUCACCAAAACUUAUUCAGAGCAAAAACCGCAUUUUCUGCCUCAGACCCCGCGACUUCGCAGCUCGGGUACUUCAAUACCGAGGGCGGGGGUAUUGGGUUUGGCAAUUCCCAGCCGUUGAUGAAAAAUGGUAAAUUGUUGAAGUAUCUGGCAGGUAAUGUCUCAUUGACCAUCGAUAGCAACCUUGAAUUCGGGGUAUUCCGGCACCUUGGCACCGCGGCAGGAGGGGUAUACGACCAUGGAAGUAUAUAUGAUGAUACUACCACUACUACUAAUAAUAAUAAUAAUAAUGAUGAUGAUAAUGAUGCUUCCUCUGGAGAUCCGAUGAUACCGACUUAUGAAGAUAAGUUCCUCAUCAAUGAGAUUGAGGUCUGGGGGAUCGGUAGUGAUGAAGUGUUCAAGCAACAGUUAGCAACCUGGGCCUGGGAAGAACGGGAAGCAGAUAGGAGAAACCGGGUCAAUUUGAAAAAUUUGGGGGAAGAACGAGCAUUUUUGGAAAUGGCAGGAAUCAUCUCCGGCAAUACCAAUAGUGGCGGAUCAAUGUGA